AUGGAGCCUCGCGCUCGUGCCGCCAAAAAUGUUGGCAAGAUGAACUUUAGCCACAACGAGCUGGCUCAACUGCUAUACGCCCACGGCGACGUGAGGAAUCCGCUUCCCGAAACGAUUCGCGUUCUCGACGAGAUUGUAACCGAGUUCAUCCAAGGCAUGGCCUUCGAGGCGACGCGCGCGGCGAACUACGCGGGACGGCAAAAGGUCAAAUACGAGGACUUCGAGUUUGCGUUCCGCAAGAACGACGCCUUCCUCGGCAAGGUCCAAGAGGUCUUUGAGAAGAAGGGUGAGAUCGAGUCAGCCAAGAAGAUUUUCACAAAGGACGACGAGGCGGUGCUCAUGAAGGAUGCCGCGGACCAGGAGCACAAGAAGGAAAGGCCCGCCAACGGUACGGGGGAAGCUUCGGGCGCGGCGGACGCCGCGGUGAAGCAAGAGGAGGAGCUGGGCGAGGCCGACGACGACGCUGAUGCCGAGAGUGAGGUUGCGGGACGACCAUCAAAGAGAGUCAGACUGGAUGGGGACGGAAAGUGA
Colletotrichum orchidophilum is the source of this 531-nucleotide messenger RNA. RefSeq names its product transcription initiation factor IID. The transcript is spliced from 2 exons. Gene Ontology annotation, cellular component: transcription factor TFIID complex. Bases 1 to 531 code for a protein of 176 amino acids. The record is from RefSeq and is a predicted model, not a curated record. Gene Ontology annotation, molecular function: protein heterodimerization activity. Gene Ontology annotation, biological process: RNA polymerase II preinitiation complex assembly; transcription by RNA polymerase II. NCBI's taxonomy places the organism in Eukaryota, Fungi, Ascomycota, Sordariomycetes, Glomerellales, Glomerellaceae.